CACGAAUUCCAAUCUCUCGGUGCCUCGGCCUCAGGUGCAUAUAUCACAUCUUUCAUUGUGAAUAGAAUUACAGGAACGAAUCGCCCAACGCAGAAUCAUGGCUGGCCGCUUUGUGAGGGCGUCCAAAUACCGACACGUCUUCGGUCGCGGGACGAAGAAGGAACAAUGCUACGAUAACCUUCGCAUUUCGAAGAACGCCUGGGAUACCAAUUUGAUUAAGGCGAACCCCGAAUACAUCUCCGUCAACUGGGAGGCUAGUGGUGGAGGCGCUUUUGCUGUCAUUCCCAUCAAUGAGAAGGGCCGCCUACCCGAGCAGAUUCCCCUGUUUCGCGGACACACGGCUGCGGUAUUGGACACGGACUGGAGCCCUUUCAACGACUCGCUGAUUGCCUCCGCGUCCGAUGAUGGAAAGGUCUUCAUAUGGAAAGUACCAGAGGGAUUUACUCUCCAUACGGAUGCAGAGGAGCCGGCCGACGUUGCGCCUGUUGCCCGCCUGAGCGGUCAUAUGCGAAAGGUUGGCCACGUCCUCUUCAACCCAGCCGCCGAGAACGUACUUGCCAGCGCCUCUGGCGACUACACCGUGAAGAUAUGGGACGUCGAGGGUGGUGUGGCGAAAUUGAAUCUCAAGCACAACGACAUUGUCCAGUCGCUAUCCUGGAGCGCUGAUGGGGCAUUCCUAGUCACAACCAGCCGUGACAAGAAACUGAGAAUCUGGGAUGUCAGGCAGGAAAAGCCCGCUCAAGAGGUUCCAGGUCAUCCAGGUGCAAAGAACAGCCGAGCUGUGUGGAUGGGCGAACAUGAUCGUAUUGCGACGACUGGAUUCUCCCGUAUGAGCGACCGUCAGCUGGGGCUGUGGGAUGCUCGCGCACCCCAAGAGCCUAUUGGUGGCUUCCAGAUCCUCGAUAGCAUCUCUGGUGUCUGUAUGCCCUUCUGGGAUGAUGGCACACAGUGCCUGUACCUUGCUGGCAAGGGUGAUGGCAACAUCCGGUACUAUGAAUAUGAGCAUGACAAGUUCGAGUACCUCUCUGAAUACAAAUCGUCCGAUCCACAGAGGGGUAUAGCGUUCUUGCCAAAACGGGGCAUCAACUUGCACGAGAACGAAGUUCUGCGCUGCUUCAAGACUGUCAACGACUCAUACAUCGAACCCAUCUCUUUCAUUGUCCCUCGGAGGUCCGAGAUGUUUCAGAGUGACAUCUAUCCUCCCACUACCGGUCUCAAGCCAGGCACCACAGCGUCCGAGUGGUUUGGUGGCAAGACUGCGCUGCCGCCAAAGAUUUCGCUGGAGAGUAUAUACGAGGGUGGCGCGCCUGAAGAGGUUCCAUCGGAUUAUAAGCCCCCAACGACCUCUGCGCCCAUUCAGAGCGCACCACCUACCCAGGCCGAGGCGCCCAAGCCUGCUCCUGCAGCCACUGCUCCUCCAGUGAAGGCUCAAGGGCCUUCUCCAUCUGUCAAUGAUAACAAGGCAUCUCUUGCUAGUCAAGCCUCAAAGUUCGCUGACGAGGAGGAAUCGUCCGAUGACGACGCCUCCAGCUUCGAAAACAUUCCCAAACCUGUUGAGCGUCCAUCCGUAGCCGCUGUCAAAGCAGAAGAGAAGCCGCGUAGUCCGACGGCAGUGAAAAGUCCUGAGCCAGCGAAACCUGCCGCUACCCCGAGUGCUGUACCCUCCGUUGCUGUGUCCGCUGAGCCGGCCGCACCGGCUUCGCAGCCUGCUCCCACCACAGCCGCUUCCGUUACCGGCGGGAUUAAGGAAUUCCUUCAUGACAUCAGGUCUACACUGGAGCAACAGAACAAGGUGUUAGCGGAUCAAUCGGACCAGAUCGCACUGCUUAUGCGGAAAGUCACAACCCUGGAAUCGAAACUCGAAAGCAGUGGUAGCUCAAGCCGAGAGAAGGAUGAGCGCAUCAGGCAGUUGGAGCUGGAACUUGAGGAAGCGAGGUCAUGAUAGUAACUGAGCGCUCCUGCUGCGUCUCCGGGUUGUCCUCACAAGUGCUGACCUUGAGAGCAAUGCGGCGCGAUCAUCCACUGUCUGUUUUUCUAUAUCCGGGAAGUCAACAACGACAUGCGAGCCAUCACUCGGCGCGACACAUUGUAAACAUUGCGAUCCCUGUGAAUGCGAAGUGGGCAUGUCAACGCGUUAGAUCUGGUGCUGUUCAAUCUUGGGCUGCAGGUGUGGUCUAGCUGUCCAUAUCACUGAUGCAAGCACAUGGAGUGUUUCGUUCAAUUAGCGAGUGGUGAAAUAUCUAUCCACGAAGACCUCUUCACUCUUCACACCGUUGAAUUUUCAUCCGCAGUGGGGUUGAUGAAUACCAUGCAUCUUGCCGAGAG
Westerdykella ornata is the source of this 2325-nucleotide messenger RNA. Its product is annotated as actin-binding protein-like protein. Gene Ontology annotation, molecular function: actin filament binding. Lineage: Eukaryota; Fungi; Ascomycota; Dothideomycetes; Pleosporales; Sporormiaceae. The record is from RefSeq and is a predicted model, not a curated record. The coding region runs from base 98 to 1942 and encodes 614 amino acids. Gene Ontology annotation, biological process: actin filament organization. The transcript has 8 exons.